Molecule: messenger RNA, 1524 nt
Organism: Aspergillus oryzae RIB40
Lineage: Eukaryota; Fungi; Ascomycota; Eurotiomycetes; Eurotiales; Aspergillaceae
Product: cytochrome P450
Exons: 5
Coding region: 1-1524 (507 amino acids)
Molecular function (GO): oxidoreductase activity, acting on paired donors, with incorporation or reduction of molecular oxygen; heme binding; monooxygenase activity
Source: RefSeq, a predicted model, not a curated record
AUGUUGGGCGAUCUUUUCGAAAGUGUAUUGACCAAUAAUUCGGUCACACUCCUGAUCACGGUAGCAGUGGCAGCAAUUGCCCUACAUUUAUCUUCCCCAAAGUCGAACCUCCCACUAGUGAACGAUAAGAAGCCGUGGGAAUUCCGAUUCACAAAGGCGCGAAAACGCUUCCUGGCCAACGCACAUAAUCUUAUCAAAGCAGGGCUCGCAAAGGCACCGGCUUUCCGGAUUGUAACGGGGAAUGGGAAGAGGGUUGUUCUAGACGCGAAAUAUGCUAAUGAGCUCCGAAGUCACGAUGAUUUGAGCUUCGGCCUCCACAUCGCGGAUAAUUUCCACGCCCAUAUACGCGGGUUCCAGCCGUUCAAACAGGGUUCCAACGACGAUGAGAUCUAUCAAAAUGCCGUGCGGAUGAAACUGACUCAGAGUCUUGGGAAUCUCACACAGCCGCUCGUUGACGAAACACUAGUUGCACUUCAGACAUAUUGGACAAAUGAUACCAAUUGGCACGCCAUCCCUCUUAAGUCCAAUAUUCAGAAAGUCGUCGCCCAGUUGUCUUCAAGGAUCUUCUUGGGCGAUCAGAUAUGCCGCAACCCGAACUGGCUCCGCAUAGCAGUUGACUAUACAGUCGACGCCUUUAAGGCGGCUGAGGAGUUACGGCUGUGGCCGAAGGCCUUCCGAGCAAUCGUUGCCCUGUUCCUCCCAUCGUGUCGAAAGAUCCGAGCUGAAUUACAGGAAGCGCAAGACAUCAUCAGACCAGUACUCGACGCCAGACGUAAAGACAAACAGGCUGCGUUAUCGGCUGGAAAGGAACCGGAACGGUACAACGAUGCCAUGCAAUGGUUGGAAGAAUGCGCAAAGGGUCGCUCUUAUGAACCUGCGUUUGGACAGUUGACAUUCUCUGUUGCUGCCAUCCAUACAACCUCCGAUAUGCUGACUCAAGUACUCUAUGAUCUCUGUGGUCGUGAUGCAUUGAUUCAGGCUCUACGUGAAGAAGUGAUUACGGUAGUGCAGGAAGAAGGGUGGACGAAGCCAACUUUAUACAAGUUGAAGCUUAUGGAUAGUGUGCUAAAAGAAAGUCAGCGUCUUAAACCGAUUAGCGUGGUCUCUAUGCAGCGGGUUGCCACGGCCGACCUCAGGUUGUCCGAUGGUACUUUUAUCCCUAAAGGCACGUCCUUGGCCGUGUCCAGCGACCGCAUGUGGGACUCAGAAAUAUACCCUAACCCCCUUGAGUUUGAUGGCUACCGGUUCCUGAAGCUACGCGAACUUCCUGGACACGAGACCUCUGCGCAAGUUGUGUCUCCAUCACCGGAGCAUAUGGGCUUCGGGUUCGGCCGUCACGCUUGUUCGGGUCGGUUUUUCGCCAUCAACGAGGUCAAAAUUGCGCUGUGUCAUAUCUUGUUGAAGUACGAAUUCAAGUUGGCUGAUGGGUCUGUGCCCCGCGCAACGAAGUUUGGUUUCUCAUUCACAUCAGAUCCGACGACGAAACUCAUGAUUAGACGGCGACAAGAGGAAACCGUUCUGUGA